AUGGCUGAAUCUGAAUCUAUUCACAGAAUACUUGCAGACAUCGAAGCCCAAAACCCCAUUUCAGCCGAAUCCCUCAAAGACUUCCAAGCCCUUUUGGAUUCCUCAAUCAGAACCAAUGAUUCUUCAACUCUGGAUUACGUUUGUACUGAACUUUCCUCAAGAAAUCUCUCCCCAAAUUCAUUGAUUUCAGCCCUUUCCGCAGUUAUGGAUUCAGGUGAGCCAAAAAGGGCGAAUCUUUCCUUGUUGGCUUCAAAUGUUUACUUGUCUUUGAUUCUAUCCCCAAAUUCCCCAGUUUUUACAUUGUUUACUCCUAUGGCUUUUGUUUCUCUUCUUCGUUCGAUUCGAAGGGGCAUCAAGAAUAAUAAUUCGGGGCUGUCAAAUGAGGGUUUUUCUUCCGAGGUUCAGGGUAGGAAGAGGAAGGGGAGUGGAGGGAAGAAUAAGAAGGGGAAACAGUUGCAAGAGAGUGAUAAUGAGGGUGAUGAAGGAGGUUUGGAUGUGAAGCUUCUGUUCAGGGUUCUUGAGAAUUUGGAAACGGUUUUGGGAUUGGUUCAUUUGGAUAGGUUUGAGGAUAGUUUGAGGAGCUUGGUUCAAACAAUUGCUGAGAUUCCUUUGGUGGUGGGAAAUGAGGUAUCUUGCCGGAGCAGUAAUACUACUGGGAGUCAUUAUGGGAGAUUGUGUGAGUUUUGUUCACGGAUUUUGAAUGAAGUGCUCAAGUCCGAGCAUGGAGACCAGAGUUUGUCUGCAGCUGAAGUGUUGAAAUGUUUGACACCCUUGAUUCUUUCUUCGCACAAAUCGACUGUGAGGAGGUUUGCUUUGGAGUUUGUUGUGAACAGGAUGACGAGGUUGGCCGGAAGUUCGCCUGAGAUCAAGAAAGCAGUUGUCAAUUUGCCUAAGUAUUUGGUGCAUAAGGCUCCAGAGAAAGCCGAACCAAGAGCUUUGGCAGUUGAAUGUAUAAUGGAGAUUGUUAAAGUGUUCGAAUUUGAGGAUCAAGUGGAGUUUGUAGAUUACUUAGUGAAGAUGAGUCAAGGAAAGGGUCAAUUCAGGCUUCUAGCUGUGGACCUUAUUUUUAUACUGAUGACUACUUUGAAAGAUCCACUGGGGUUGGAAUCAGAUAAUCCAGAUGAGAACUUUUGGGGUUGUCAGUGUCUGGAAGUGUUGAUUCAGCGUUGCUCAGAUACAACUGCUACAAUUCGAGCCAGGGCUUUGACUAAUCUAGCUCAAUUAGCAGGGUUUUUAGGCCAAAAUGAAAGGAGCAAGGAAAUAUUGAAGGUUUUAAUGGGUAUCGGAAAUGAGGGAUCUACUAGAUUUCAAGGUGGGAUGAACAGUCUGUUGCAAAGAAGGUGUCUUGAUGAGAAGGCUGCAGUUAGGAAGGCAUCCCUCUUUUUGAUAUCGAAGUUAAUUGCACUUUUAGGUAGCAGCUUUAAUGGAGAUUUGCUGAGGAUAGUAGGCAUGGCUUGUUCAGACCCUCUUGUUAGUAUACGGAAAGCAGCUCUAUCAGCUCUAUCAGAGGCCUUUAGGUUGUUCCCUGAUGAAAAUGUAUCCAAAGAAUGGCUGCAUUCUGUUCCUCGUUUAAUAGCAGACAAUGAAUCUAGCAUACAAGAAGAAUGUGAAACUUUAUUCUCAGAACUAGUUCUUGAUCGGGUGUCUAAGGCCACAUUUCACAAGGAUCCUGGUUCCGGUAAUAUAAAUGGAGAGACACAAGCCUUAGAUAGUGAAAUAAAGCUAUUAUAUCCUGAGGGAGUUCUGUGUAUUUUAGAGGAGACUUGUCAUGGUGAAGUGACUCCUUGGGUUAGGAAGAUCUGUGCAAGCCUUGGGAAAAAAAAAAACCUUAAGCCAAAAAUUGCUUCUGCCUUGCAGAACAUAAUAUCUGCAUCUGAGUCCCUGUGGUUGAGUCACUCUAUGCCCAUCGAAAAGUGGACAGCACCACGAGGUGCUUGGUUUCUAUUGGCAGAGGUAUCUGCCUUUCUUCCAAAAGAAGUAGAUUGGGAAUUCCUUAUCCAUCAUUGGCAGCUCUUUGAUAAGCAUAAGUCUGCUGCUGAACCUUGGAGUGCAUAUGAGACAGUAGAUGAUGAAGUGAAUGUGGAAUCUAAUUCUGUUUCCUGGGCCGGAGAUCGUGUCUGCCUCUUGCAAGCAAUCUCAAAUGUCACUGUGAAUCUGCCCCCUGAACCUGCGGCAGAUCUAGCACAUCAGUUUCUCAAACGUCUUGAGGAAUUCAACAUGCAUUCCACAGAGGUUAAUGCUCAUGUGAAGGCCCUUAGAACACUCUGCAAGAGGAAGGCCUUAAACCCUGAUGAAGCUGAAACUCUGGUUGCAAAAUGGGUGCAUCAACUUCUUUCUAAAGCAUUGCAAAUGAUAGAUUCAUACAUCUCAAAGGAAUCCGAGAAGAACAAAGACAAUACCUUUCGUACACCACAUUGUAGUGGCCGUCGUGGAACGAGAGCACAAGUUUCCAGGUCAAGAUUAUUAUCACAGGCUGUCACUGCAGUUUACACCAUUGGUUCAUUGGUGUUGGUUUGUCCUUCUGCUGACUUAAAAGCCGUAGUCCCCGUGUUACAUACCAUCAUCACUUCUGGAAAUGAUGUCACAAAAUCUAAGAUCUCAUUAGGGGCUACUAUUUCUAUAAAGCAGACAGCACCACCGUUAUACAUUAAUGCAUGGCUAACUAUGGGCAAGGUCUGUCUUGCUGACGGAAAACUGGCAAAGCGUUAUAUUCCUAUAUUUGUGCAGGAGCUUGAGAAGAGUGACCUUGCCGCUCUUAGGAAUAACAUCAUUGUCACAAUGGCAGACUUCUGCGUACGACACACUGCACUUGUUGACUGUUAUAUGCCAAAGAUUACAAAGUGCCUUCGUGAUCCAUGUGAACUAGUCAGAAGGCAUACUUUCAUUCUGCUUGCUAGGCUUUUGCAGAGGGACUAUGUGAAGUGGCGAGGGCUUUUGUUCCUUCGGUUUCUAAUGUCCCUUGUUGAUGAAUCUGAGGCAAUUAGACGACUAGCUGAUUACCUGUUUGGAAACAUCUUGAAAGUUAAGGCACCCCUUCUAGCUUAUAAUAGCUUUGUUGAAGCUAUAUUUGUUCUGAAUGACUGCAAUGCUCACACUGGACGAAGUAACCCCCAGAACUCAAAAAAUGAAAACCUACACUUUUGCAUUCGAGGUAACGAUGAGCAUUCAAGGUCUAGAAGAUUGCACAUAUAUGUCACUUUGCUGAAGCAGAUGGCUCCAGAGCAUCUUCUGGCCACUUUUGCAAAAGUAUGUGCAGAAAUUCUUGCUGCUGCAUCUGAUGGUAUGCUGAAUCUUGAGGAUGUUACUGGAAUGUCCGUUCUGCAGGAUGCUUUUCAAAUUCUUUGCAGCAAGGAGAUCCGAUUUCCAUCCACCCGAUCGUCCGCAUCUGACACUGCAGAGAUGGACGAUGAUGGAGGUGAUGCCGGUGGAUCAUCAUUGGCUGCUGCCAAGGGAAGAGCUAUCACGCAAGCUGUCAAAAAGGGCCUGAUCCAAAAUACAGUCCCCAUCUUUAUAGAGUUAAAACGGUUACUGGAGAGCAAACAUAGUCCUCUCAUUGGCUCCCUUAUGGAAUGCCUUCGAAUCCUUCUCAAGGACUACAAGAAUGAAAUUGAUGAGAUACUAGUUGCUGAUAAGCAGCUGCAGAAGGAACUUAUCUACGACAUGCAAAAGUAUGAAUCAAUGAAGGCAAAGUCAGCGGCUGCUGAAGCUGUUGCAACCAUGCAAAGAUCAGAAGCCUACAAGUCACCAGAUCCUAAGAAUGCAGCAAGAUCUGGUCCCUCAAAGUACAAUAAAGCAGAAGCCUUUAAGUCACCUGAUGCAGCAAGAUCAGGUCCCUCAAAGUAUAAUAAAACGGUUUCUAACUCUAAGGUGGCUUCAGCCAUGGCAGAUGCAGUUGCUGCCACAAGAGCACGGGCCCUGCUCAGGGAAGUUAACCACCACGCAUCAACUCCACCACUAAGUGCUAUGAGUGUUCCUAAGCUCAAGUCAGGCACAGGAAUUGUUAAUGGAGUAGCAGAUAAGUCAUCAGCUAUAAUAGAGUCUUUAAGGAAAAGACACUCCUUUGACUCUGAUGAAGAGAACUGA
Messenger RNA from Oldenlandia corymbosa var. corymbosa, 4083 nucleotides. NCBI's taxonomy places the organism in Eukaryota, Viridiplantae, Streptophyta, Magnoliopsida, Gentianales, Rubiaceae. The record is from the annotation of a GenBank genome assembly.